GCUCAUGCGCGGUUGGUCGUGCUGCCUGUGCGCGGCAACUACGAGUGGAACACGUGCUCUUCCUCCCUUUUCGGAAAAGGAAGUCAAGACAAGAUUCUGGAGACAUCAGCGUUACAAUUACAUGAAAGUGGUACUGUAUACACUUACAAAGUAUCCUGAUGUAUGAUUGUUCACCACCCUGAUAUACAAUGGCAAACAGAAGAUGUAUUGUGGACUACCUGGCAAAGUUUCAUUGUCCUUUGUAUGAAGAUGUUUUUGCUUCAGUUCAUGUCAUACAGAAUGAAUCAUUUAUCUACCUGUGUAAUGGUACCGAGUUUGUGGCUGUAUACAGUAAAUGCGAGAAGCAAAUAGUGGUAGUUUACCAGUUCCCCGGAAAAGCUUGCCUGAUGGAAGAAGAUUCAAAACAACAUUGUCUGUUUGUUCUUUGUGAAAAUUAUGGUUUGUUUUCAGUAAUUCUUCAUCUUAAAGAUCGCUUUUCUUCAGAAAGUCAACAACGUGGAGCAUCAAUUGAUACUUGUAGAGUUUCAUUGGAUGCUUGUAUAAUUAAAGAUCCCACCAUUCACUCAUUCAUUCUGGUUCAGAACUUGAUUAUUACAGUUGGUCAAAAAUGCAGAGUGAGGACUCUUAGCAUCUUUGGAAAUCCACAGUUAGGUCAGGUGUCUUAUGAAAAGAUUGAAGAGCUAGAUGUUCCCAUUUUAGAGAAUGUGAUCAUAAGCUCCGAUAAGAAACAAGUUAGAAUGCCUCCAUACCUUUGUUGUGUUUACCCACAUGGACAAAAGCAAAUGCCAUCCAGAGGUAUCCGAAAUUUCUCAUUGGAGCCACAGUUGUUUACCCUUCUCUUUGGAGUAGAUGCCACCAUGCUAGAUUCCCCUGUUAUUCUGUGUGGCUUUCUGGAUGGACAGGUGUACUACCUUCCCCUUAGGCAGUCUGUGACAUGCACAGAUGAUCUUAGAAGUAGAAAUUCAGUAUUCAGAAUGUUGUACCACCUAGGCCAGCCAGUCAGAUUUAUUGGGGCCAUGCUUCCCAACGACAAAGGAAACAGCACACUUUUGUUAGUUGGGCAUUAUGGCAAAAUAAUUCAGAUAAAAACUGAGUAUCAUUGUGAAGGUAGCCUUCCUAACUUUAUUGAGCGAAAUAUUCUAGGCCCUGUUAUAAGUGUGCAUAGCAGUGCCACUCACAUUUAUUACAGUACACCAUCAGACCUCAUGACUCUACCACUGUCUAACACAUCUGAAGAGAGCACCAGUUCUGUGUCAGAUGCCCCAGCUAUUGAAAACAAUUUGGUGCUUUUCUUCCAGUCUCCGCACAGCUUGAAUGUGUGUAAGAUAAUAGCGGUGUCCUGCCCAACAGAAAUGCAGACAGGAGAGGUUGAACUGGUUGCCUUUUCACUGGCAGGAAAGCUGAUGAAAAUCAGAAUUUCCAGGGGACCAAGUAAAACAAAUUCUUCUAGACUUAGCACAGCACAGACUGGACAGCGAAUAAAAGACCUCCUUUCUGGGAUAGGCAAUGUGUCAGACAGGGCUUCAUUAUUGAAAAGUAAAAUCCAGUCCAAAAAUGACUCUCUGAAAAGGUUAAACCGGGUCUUUAAUAUUUGUUGCAUGUUGCAGUCCUGUCAAGAGAGAAAAGAAGAAAAUUGCAAAGAGACAGUCCACUGCCAUGUUGUUGCAAAAUGGAACCAUUUGCUUUUACAGGACUCUUUAAAUUUGACCUGCGCUCUAGAAAACUCAAGCAGCUACAUACUGGAGGAGGGCUGGAUGCUUUGUGUUGAAGUUAAAUCACAGUCAUAUUCUAUGAGCUCAGAUAGUAAACAUUUUUCUCGUUUAUAUACAUUCCCUAUUGCUAAACUGUUGCCAGCUCAGACCAUGGAAGUGUCUGUCCCUCUGAGUUCUCUGAAUGACUUGUUUCUUUAUGCACUGGUCCAUUGUACUCUUAUUUACAACUUUCAAGGAAUCUUAGGAUACCAGGAAAAUGGCAGACAGCAAGACCAGAAUUCAUUUGUAUCAUCAAUGACUUUUAAGAACUGUAUCUGCCUGCCACUAAAAACACAAACGGUGGACAUAUUGGAUUAUCUUCGGUUAGCUAAUCUAGCAACUUUACCAAGAGAACUUGUGAUUAAACCAGUAACUGAUUUGGUUGAUGUUUUCCUGAAUACAUCCAGCCACGUAAUUCACCACUGCAGUGAACAAAUUCCAUUGAAACGUGAAACUCGGUUUAGCCUUGAAGAUGGAAAUUGUGUGGCAUCUAUCAAAGUGUCAACUGAACUGCUGAAAUGUGGGCUAACAUCAACAACCUCAGGGGUCACCUUUGCAGCAUCUACUGUGGCUUGGCUGCUGUCGUCCAACUCUGAGGCAGACCUGUUAAGUUUACCAUCUCACCCUGUCGUCACUGCUACUACACCAACGGGCAAAUCAAUAAAGAUUCAUGCUAAAGAGAUUUCGCUAAAUGACUUGUCUGCUGACCUCCCCGUCAGUGCUGUGGAAAUCCAGAUCGAAAGCUCAUCACUCAUUGACUUCUGCAGUUUACACUGGGCAAUUCUGCAGCGUAUACAAUUACUUAUGAACCUCAAGGAUUCUGGAGGUGGAGCCCAACCAGCUGUACAAAUGCAAUUCCUAUGGGGCCUGCUGCACCAAUCUGAAGUUCUUGCAAAGAAAGUGCAGGAAGUUCGGGAUCAUCUCUGCCUUGGUUUGAAAAUAUCCUCAGAAGCCACAGAAAAGUUGCUGUCUGCAUACCAGCAGUUGAGGAGCAUGGAGCUGGUUAUCCUGUAGAAGUGCCUAGAAACUGUGUCCUUCAGUGCUUUCACUUAUGUGUACCCCCUAAAUCCAUCUUGGGUAAUCCUGGUGAAUCCCACUGAUGGAUUUACUUGUGAAGAAUAUAGCAGGUGAUCAUGUAAGGCAUUCAUAUUUUGUAUAAGAAUCGUCCUUAAAGCAGAAAAGCAUAAACCUUUCGGCUAUAUCUUUAAUGUAGUUAAUUGCCAUAAAUGUUUACAAUAUAUUUUUUUUUUCUCAGAACAUUUUCAUUUAAAAGAAAUCUUCGGACAGUUUUGAUUAAUAAAUUCAGAGAAUAAAUGAAAACCCUAACCCUAAAUGAAACGUUAGCCAUUACAUGGAUUUCUCAUCUUGGUGAAAAAAUAUAUUAAAGCGCUAGGAAGUGUUUCUUUGGACAAAACAUUAGGCCACAAUUUCCAUCUCGACUUAAUGUUAACUUCACAUCAUCUAGGGAAAACUUUUCUUUAAAACAGGUCAUUCUUUGUAACCAGACACAGUGUUCGUCUGUCUCAUUCUUUGAUGUCAGAUUCUGUGAAGUCAUCGGAAAUGACCAUUUGGAAUUAUUUGGAUCCUUCUUUUAGUGUCUGGCAUUCCAAAAGGUGAGUUCUCCUAGGCAUUGCACCCCAAAAAGAGUGAGGACUUCACCAUGUUUUUUUAAGGAUAUAUUUAUUUUGGGAAUCAUUUUUCCUCGGUUUUUACAUAGGUAAAAAUUAAUCUGUUUGCUGCAUUGUUUGAGACGAAAGUCUUCGAUUUUUUUCUUAAAAUACUCCACAUGAUGUGUCUUGAAGUAUUUAAAGCAAUUGGACUGGAAUUUUUGUUUGUUUUGCCAGUUGUAUUAAAAUGUUGGUUAGUUUUUGAGAAAAUGCUUUUUAAAAGUGAUUAUUUUGUCCAUAACUUGAAACAUUUAUAUUCGGUCUUCCUACAACUAUAAUCUGUCUGCAAGUGAUGUAGUAAUGAGAUGAAUCAGUCAAUUGUAAGGUGCAUAUGAGUAAUAUUAAUUUGGAAAGUUUAACUUCUUCAUAACCUGCGACCCCUUAACAUAAUUUUCCUACAUCAAUUACUUUAAUUUUUACUUUCUCUGAGGGCAGUAUAAUGCCUUAAUUCCUUCCUAACUGGUUGCAAGUUCAUUGUAGAAUAAUUUUUCCAUGUCUUGUGUGUUUUCCUUGUUUCAGUCGCUUUAUCUCUCUGUUUUCAUAGGCCUUUCUUCUAGGGACACAUUUCUGUUGCAAUGUGGUCACCGGUCAUUUUGUCAGAAGUUAAAGUAUCAUAUUCCAUGUUAUUUGGAUGAUUAGAUAAGCUAACACUCUGUAUUUGUGUGAAAGAAAAAGGAAUAACUUAGUAUCAAAGAAUUUAACUGGAAUUUCUUGUGUAGGCCUUCUGGUACUGUACUAAGAUUUUCCUAUUUGAUUAUGUCUGUUGAAUUUGCUCAAUAUAAAAAAGAUGUUCCUGUUGACUCAUGCCGAUCUUAUUCCAAGUUCAUUGUGUUUGUGUUGUGUGACUGACCCUUGAUUUUGUCUAACGUUCCAGUGCUGAAAUUUUAUAAAUGGUGAACAAUUGCAUU
Polypterus senegalus (gray bichir) is the source of this 4326-nucleotide messenger RNA. It is a transcript of the gene faap100, whose product is annotated as FA core complex associated protein 100. NCBI's taxonomy places the organism in Eukaryota, Metazoa, Chordata, Cladistia, Polypteriformes, Polypteridae. The coding region runs from base 189 to 2765 and encodes 858 amino acids. The transcript is spliced from 11 exons. The record is from RefSeq and is a predicted model, not a curated record. Gene Ontology annotation, cellular component: Fanconi anaemia nuclear complex; nucleoplasm. Gene Ontology annotation, biological process: interstrand cross-link repair.